Molecule: messenger RNA, 4810 nt
Organism: Zeugodacus cucurbitae (melon fly)
Lineage: Eukaryota; Metazoa; Arthropoda; Insecta; Diptera; Tephritidae
Gene: Rab32
Product: ras-related protein Rab-32
Exons: 4
Coding region: 874-4170 (1098 amino acids)
Biological process (GO): vesicle-mediated transport
Cellular component (GO): Golgi apparatus; trans-Golgi network; vesicle
Molecular function (GO): GTP binding; GTPase activity
Source: RefSeq, a predicted model, not a curated record
UACACAGUACACAAAGUGUUUUUUUUACCGUGUACUCCGGCACCUAAGUUUGUUGAAAGGCUUAAAAUAUUACUAAAAUCGAAAUGCACUUAGUCGCAAAGUGUAACAGUGUAAAGUGUUGAAAUGAAAACCACCCGAUUCUUGCUGCUGUAUGUAGACGAAUUAGCUGUCUUAUCAUCCCCCCAACAGACAGACACCUGCAACAUUUUGCGGUUGGCUUACGCUGACGACUAGCGGACACAUCAUAGCAUAGCGCUCAGCGCAGUUCAGGCACAACAACGCGCUGUUGCACUUGCACUAAACAUUCGUAAAAACUUUAUAAAAGCCUACAGAACAACACAGUGAUUUCAGUGCGAAUUUGAAUGGUGGUUGACUGAGAUUGCUGGCUGACACAAGCGGCAAAGACCCAGUGAAUAGUGAAAAUGUUACCAUUUACAAAUUGUACAUGCUGCUGAGUUGAGAACAGCAUUUCAAAAAGGAUGUGCGCAUAUAGAAUAUAUAUGUAUUGAAGUUUGAGGAUACUCAAUUCUGGUUGUAAACGUGUUAAUUAGUGGCAAUUUUUUGUUUGAGAAAGUUUACUUGAAUUUUAAUGUGAAUAUGAACAUUUUUUCGUAUGGUGCCAAAGUUAGCUAAAAUUAGCAGAAACCCUACAAAUACAACGUACAAACAUUCAUAAAAGAAAAUCUGGUUGACAGUGUGAAAAACGACGAAAUCGAUUAAUACUUUUUUAACGGUGAUUCAAACAAGAAUGCUUUAGAGUCUGAAAGCCUGUUCGAAGGCAGCAAUAAGUUGUGAGGAUUUGUGGCACGUCACGUAGAAGGUGUGCGCAAGCUUUGACCGUAAAACUAACGGUAAGGCAGUAGCAGUUAUACUAUGCAAAACGUUGAAGUUCAACCAACAACACUAACGGACGAUGAAAAUUUGGAUUUAGCGAAAGUUGAAACGACGACCACGCCUACGAGCGAUUUGCCGAGCACGGCUACUAACACGCCAAAUGAUAGUGCGAGCACAAGUAGGAAAACUGUAAGUGCCAACCGUGAAUGUGUUCAAUCAGAUCCUGAAACGCGACGUAAAAGUAAGGCACGUUCGCGCUUUACGUCGGCAUUACGCAAACUUUCGGGUCGCAAAAAACAAACCAUCUCGAAGGAUACGUCCACUGAAAGUUCACUAGCCGGUGGACACUCAUGCGAGAUCGUUUCAGCGCCUGAGACGGUUUUAUCGAGUGGCGGUGAAGAUACGGGUGAUACCAAUGCAACGCCAUCGCCAGAAUCCAAGCCCAAGAAGAAAAGUAAGUUAGCAAAACGGUUUUUGCUGGGCGGUUUAAAGAAGUCCAAAUCAAAUAGUGCCAAGAAGAGCAUUGACGAAGAUGAGGAAGGUGAUUUAGUGCAGGGUAGUCAAGAAGAAACACCCGUUGAAGACGUAGAUGUCAUAGAUGACGCACACGUACCGGUUGAAGAAACUGCAGAGCCACAUACAAAGCGUAAGGUAACAAUAACGCUCAGCGAUUCACAGCAAACUACAGUGCGAGAUUUAAACGAAAGAGCAGUUGAGGAACAACAGUUAGCUGUUGAAACUAACGUCACUGCAGUAACGGGCGCACCAAGCGAAACGGAUUAUCUUUCACCUAUAGAAGAUAAGACGCAGCCGAGUACACAUGAAAGUGUUGGUGGCGACGUGGAGGUAGUACAAACGCCUGCAACGAUAACAGAAGAUAUAAACGUCGUAGCAUCGCCGCCAAAGAGUGCAGCGGGCCAGAAGAAGAAGAAACUCAAAACGAAGAAGAGUACACUUAAAGAAGCCGCAGUAACCAUAAUAAAGACUACUGCCACCACGAGUAGUGGCAGUACGGUACCAACUGCAACACCAAAACAAACCGCUGCAACAGUACAAAAAACUUCUACUACACGAACAACAACAAUAACCACGGACGAGAAGUUCGUUAUCACACAGAGUACACGUGAUACACCACCAAGCGAACGCGCCCCUGCCAAACCAAGUCGGGUAGCUACCAACGCGCAGCCUCAAAUAGCAGAACCGACGGCGGCGACCAGCACAGGCGCUGUACGCAAAGGCAGCACUCGCACCUCACCAACGCUGGGACGUGAACAGUUGUCGAGCUUCGGCGCAGUUAGUAUAGCAGCAGCCGUUGCUGGUAAAAGACAACGCGCGAAAAGCGGUAAAUCCUCAACUAAUCAAGCAAGCAGUAAAAGUGCGUCAAAGAAAGUGUCGAGCAAAGUUAGUGAUAACAGCGCUGAUACAACAAAGCCAACUGAAGAAGCUGAAACCGAAUUGAUGCACACAUCAGCAAAUCCAUUGCAACGCGGUCAUCGUUUUCCCAAACCAAGUCCAACUGUAUUAACAUCCUUCGGUACGAAGGGUGAAGUUAGUGCCGCUACGUCCAAAGCGUCUGCGUCGGCGACCACACAGUCCGCAAGUCGCAGCAACGUAAUAGCAAAGCUGGCAACCCCAACAAUACCCAUAACGGAUAAAACAACAAAUGAGGGAGCAGUAACUGCAAUAGCAGAUGCCGACACCGUUGAAGAAAACCACACGAAGCCCACAAACUCCACAAUUGCGCUAGUAGACGCGCCUACCCAGAAGACAGACAAUUCAGUUGCAACAUUAGAGGCAAUACGAAAGCAGAUACAAUUUCAAUUGGAGUCUCACGCGUCUAUCGAUAGGCAAUUGCCACAAACCGAAACAACGCAACGUCAGGAACAGCGGCAACACCAAGUGUUAGUCGCACCACAACUAUUGUUGGAUGAUACCGCAUCACCGCCGCAUUCUUUGCAAUCGAAUGCAUCACAGUCAAAUUACCACCAACAACCGCCUUCGUAUACACCACCUUCCAUACCGACAAUAACAACGAGCACACCGCUUGCCACACCACCAGCUGAAACUCGAUCAGCAUCGUCAGCACAUUAUCGUCACCCAUCAUCGAGUAAAGUCAUUUUACCAGACCCCGACAUCUACAGUGACAUCUAUGCGGACAAGUCAGCAGCAUUGCUGUACAUAGCUGACGAAUCAGUUACCACAGCGAGCAGUAGUGGUGCAGACGACGUCGUUUCUUCGGCGGAAAGUGCACAACCCAGCGAUUAUUCGGGCAAUAAUAUACGCAAUCCCAAUUUGCCAGGAUACGCGUUAAGUAACGAUUUCGAACCGGACGAACAAAGACAUUACGGUCCUCCUUUACAGCCAACUGUACGUUUUGCCGUUGGUAGCGUGGUACGUCCGCUGGCCACAUCAUUCGAUAGUCCUUUGCACGAUCACAGCUCAUACGAAUCGAAUCCGAGCAGCGACUCUCACAGUGAGUCCAGUCGUCGACGUAUACGUUACAUAUCGCAACCGUUAACAUUUGACGAGGAUUUCGAGACAAUUCAGCAACGUCACGAGAAGUUGAAAUAUAGUAAAACCCCUGGCAGUGAGUACUCUGUAGAUUCGGAAUACGAUUCAGGCGAUAAUCAGAUGCCGGCUUUUGGCGAUUUAACCAUGGAGCAGGAUAUGGAACCGACAAUUAUGACCUCCGCGAAUACAGAAAAGCGUGAGCAUCUAUAUAAAAUUCUAGUCAUCGGUGAAUUGGGCACUGGCAAAACGUCGUUUAUCAAACGCUAUGUGCAUCAGUUUUUCAGUCAGAAUUAUCGUGCCACAAUCGGUGUAGAUUUCGCAUUGAAAGUACUACAUUGGGACCCAAAUACAACCGUCCGUCUACAACUCUGGGAUAUUGCCGGUCAGGAGCGUUUUGGCAAUAUGACACGUGUUUAUUAUAAAGAAGCCGUUGGUGCUUUCAUAGUGUUCGAUGUGACACGCAGUGGCACAUUCGAUUGUGUGAGUAAGUGGAAAGAGGAUUUGGAUUCAAAGGUACAAUUACCUGAUGGCAGCCCGAUACCCUGUAUACUGUUAGCUAAUAAGUGCGAUCAGGAAAAACAAGGUAUUGUGACUUCGCCAGAGAAAAUGGACGAGUAUGUGCGUGAGAAUGGUUUUGCCGGUUGGUAUGAGACAUCCGCCAAGGAAAAUAUCAAUAUUGAUGAGGCCGCCAGGGCUUUAGUGAACAAGAUUUUACUCAACGACAAAUUGAUCAGCGCAGCUGACUUAGCUGAUAGUGAGAAAUUCAAUCUGAAUAGUUCUGUAGAUCAGUCGUCAUCGGAAAACAAAGGCAAAUGUUACUGCUGACCAGUUCCCAUGGGAAUAGGCCGAUAAAAUCAUCACACAACUUGCAGCAACCAUUGGAAACCAUUAAAGUUAUUGGAAAUUAAACAAAUGCUUUGUCAGUUGUAUGCAUUUCGCUUUGCGCAAUAGCCUUAAGUCUCUUAAAGUCCAUUGCCACAUUAGCUGACAGUCGAGCAAAUUGAACGUUGUACGAGGAAUCGAAAAUAAUUAAAAUCAUAAAAAUUCUAUUUACAUUGAUUUGUUACAUAACAUCAGUAAAGUUAAAGUGUUAUUUAAAUGAACACAUUCUUACAUAAUUCAAGAUAAAAUACAAUAUAUACAUGCAAACAUAAAUUUUAACAUUAGAACUUAAGUAUGUAUAAGUGUGUAACGUCGUUGUUAAGUAAAUGAAAACAAAAAGAACCAUUGGUAAACUCUUACAUAUAUAUGUUAUUGCAACUAACUAAUAUUAAAUUAUUUGUAGCCGAUUUACAGAUUUUAUACGCCCUCAUAUGCAUAAUAAAAUUUCCAACGCGUAUGUAUUUAUGUAGUCGUACUCGUAUAUUUCAGUGCCUUAUCGCACGUAAAUAUGUACUAUGUAUUUUUAAAUGCUUGUUAUGUUAAUCUUUUUUAUCAAAUAAAAUGAAAUGAGAUUUUUAUUGUA